Messenger RNA from Mesorhabditis belari, 759 nucleotides. The record is from the annotation of a GenBank genome assembly. NCBI's taxonomy places the organism in Eukaryota, Metazoa, Nematoda, Chromadorea, Rhabditida, Rhabditidae.
AUGCUUCUUUCCGGACUUCUCCUUGGGUUUAUCUUCUCUUCGCUCAUCGUUCAAGGAAACACGGCGAACUCUUGCCACCGUUUGACUGGUCAACAAAUCGACAAUGUGACCGAAUGUGUGCUUUCCUCCAUCAUUCAAAAGGGCUACAACGAGAAAUUCUGGGGACAAAAUGUAACCAAUGCGAAAGCGGUAUCAUUCAUUUGCAACCACACGGUUGAGCUCUUCAAAGAAUGCCCAUGCAGUCGUGAAGUUUUGCAUUUCGUCGUAAACACGUGUCAUAAGAAGGAAGAGCCCCUUGUCGGAAUUCGUCUUCUCUCAUCGGUUAUUAGUUCAAUAUCACGACCAGCUGGUCACGAUGUUCUCUCUACAACUGAGGAAAACGAACCACUCAGUGGUGAAUCUGUUCUGUACCACUCAGUGGUAAAUCCCGAGGAAUCUGAAGCGGUGAAAUUUUGGUUCUCCUGGAAAGGUUUCGCAGUUUUGCUUGCCAUCAAACUCAUGAUGAUCGCGUGCGGUGUGUUUGGUAUUUGCGUGGGCUGUAUUGUCAUGAUUUAUUGUCUGAUGAUGAUGCAAAAGAAGGAAAAGGAAAUGGAGCAACUGCGUGAAUCAGUGCUGGCUCAAAAGAAGGCUAUUCGCAAAGAGAAGAGAUUCCAAGAGCGUACCUGUUCUCAAACCCGUCCACAAUCCCACGCUGAAUCCUCUUCGUACCCAUCUGCAAGACAUUCGUCGAAGUCGUCACGUCGUUCAUCUCGCCGUGUC